Miscanthus lutarioriparius is the source of this 2679-nucleotide messenger RNA. NCBI's taxonomy places the organism in Eukaryota, Viridiplantae, Streptophyta, Magnoliopsida, Poales, Poaceae. The record is from the annotation of a GenBank genome assembly.
AUGAUGAAACAGAUAUUUGGACGGCGCAAGGCGUCCAAAACCGCAGACAAGGAGUUCGCUGGCGGGAGGACGUUCAACCAGCUGUCGGGGUCUGGAGGCGCUGACCUGAGUGGCCAGCCACCAAUUCUGCCGGGUACUGGGCACACCUAUGGGAGCGGGAACCGUACCAGGUUCCAAGACUCAAGGAUAAAUGAUGCUUUGUUCUCUUCCAACUUCCGACUGUUGCCGAGCUUUAAGGAUGUGCCCAAUACAGAGAAGCAGAGUCUGCUCAUCAAAAAGCUGAACAUGUGCUGCACUCUGUUUGACUUUAUGGAUGCCGCAAAGAACAUAAAGGAGAAGGAAAUAAAGAUGCUUAUGUUGUUGGAGAUAGAUGAGUAUGUCAGGACUGCUACCGUGAAGUUCCCUGAGGUUGUUGUGGAGGCAAUCACAAAAAUGAUCUCAGUGAACUUGUUCAGGACACUAAUUUCCCCACCCAGGGAGAAGAAGGUGCUUCAAGCUUUUGAUCUAGAAGAGGAUGAACCGUUGAUGGACCCUGCGUGGCCACACUUGUACCAUGUGUAUGAGUUGCUCUUGACAUUUGUUCAGUCUCCAGAAAAUGAUGCUAAACUGGCUAAGAGAUAUAUUGACAAUUCCUUUAUUCUGAGUCUGCUUGAGCUCUUUGACUCCGAGGAUGCUAGGGAGAGGGAUCGCCUUAAGACGGUACUUCACCGUAUCUAUGGGAAGUUCAUGGUGUAUCGGCCAUUUAUCCGGAAAGCUAUCAAUAACAUAUUCUACCAGUUUAUAUAUGAAACAGAAAAGCACAAUGGAAUUGCAGAGCUCUUGGAGAUUUUUGGAAGUAUCAUCAACGGGUUUGCUUUGCCACUCAAGGAAGAGCACAAACUGUUCCUUGUAAGGACCUUAAUCCCACUUCACAAGCCAAGGUGCACUACAGUGUACCAUCGACAGUUGUCUUACUGCAUUACACAGUUUGUUGAGAAAGAUUGCAAGCUUGCGGAUACUGUUAUUAGGGGCCUCAUAAAAUAUUGGCCUGUCACCAACAGCGCAAAGGAGGUACUGUUCUUGGGUGAGUUGGAAGAGAUACUAGAUGCAACACAGCCUGCCGAGUUUCAAAAAUGUAUGGUUCCUCUUUCUCACCAGAUCGCUCGCUGCUUGAACAGCUCUCACUUCCAGGUUGCUGAGAGGGUAUUGUUUUUCUGGAACAAUUCUCACUUCGAGAAUUUUGUUAAGCAAAACAGUAAGGUGAUCCUGCCUAUCAUCUUCCCUGCAUUGGAGAAAAAUAUAAAUGGGCACUGGAAUCAAGUCGUGCAAAGUCUCAGUCUGAAUGUCCGAAAGUUAUUCUCUGAUCGCGACCCUCAAUUGUUUACUGAAUGCUUGCGCAAAUAUGAGGAAGACAAAGACAGAGACAAGGAAUUUAAACUGAAGCAAGAAUUGGCAUGGAAACGUCUAGAUGAGAUUGCAUCUGCAAAAGUCACAAGUGGUGAGGCUGUCCUCGUCCUUGCAGAGUCGUUAGACAUUGUACAGGAUUGGGUUGUAGAUAAAAGGGGGUAUAUGAAGCCACCAAGGCAGAUUCAAGGCAAGUGGGAUGAUUGCUUUGAAGAUGCUUUUAGAUUCAAGGCUGAAGUGGAGAGGACAAAUCCUGGUAGCAUUGUGGACAUUGAGUGGGUUAAAGCUACUAAGAAGAUGAGAAGUGUGGAAGACUACAUAGAUGACUACUAUUUGGCUGCUAAGUUCAAGAAAGCAUAUGAGCAUGUGAUAAAUCCCAUGACAGAUAGAAAUCAGUGGCCUCAAGUUGACAUGGGUUUCAAACUUUGGCCUCCUCGGUUGAAGAGAGCUGCAGGGCAUCCAAGGACAAGAAGGAUGAAAAGUGCUGAAGAAGGAGGCAAGAAAGGUAAACAGAUGCAGUGCAAGAGGUGUGGUCAGUUUGGUCACAUGAUGAAAACCUACAAUGAAACUGUGUAUGACUCUGAUGUACCCCCACCAACCGCACCAAAGCCCAAGAGAGUGAGGACAAAGAAAACCACUGCUACAACAACUGUGUCCACCCAACAGUCACAAAUUGAGGGUGCUACAAACAUAAGUGUUGCAACACCAACUCUAACAAACAGCUCAGCAGCAAACACUAGAAGCCGCAAGAGGUCAUUGGAGUUUGUUGCUGAAACUUCCUCCCCCACAGCAGACCUACAGCAGAAAAAGAAGAUGAAGAAGGUGUUGGCCACCAAGGCUAGGAAGACCACCAAGACAAGCAAGACCACCAAGAAACUGAAGGAUGGGAAAGAGGAAAUAAGCAAGACAGUGACCGUUUCUGAAGAGAUGAAUGGUGGCACUCUCCAGCAGAUCUUGGUAGGCAUCAACACCUUGGCAGGCCUUCACCAUGUCCUUGCCAUCCUUCAUCAUCUCCAGCGCCAUGACAUCACAACAUCUAACCUGACUACAAGCGUGAGGAAAAACACCUUUGGAAACCAAGUACUCGACAUAGUGUUCUUCAAAAUAAACCUCUUUCCCUUGCUACCGGUGUUCUACGAAAUGCGGCCGAUUAGAAUGGUUCUGCACUUGAAGCAAGGUACCAAUGGAAAGAAUGUUGCUAGGUCUCUGUAUGGCUCGAGCAACAAAGGGGCCGAGUGUGGUGCUCCAAAUGACGUGGAAUGCAAGCUCGAUGCCAUGCCAGUAGCCCUAAGCUAA